This is a messenger RNA of Elephantulus edwardii (Cape elephant shrew), 4506 nucleotides long. RefSeq names its product KIAA2022 ortholog. Gene Ontology annotation, biological process: negative regulation of neuron migration; negative regulation of cell-matrix adhesion; negative regulation of cell adhesion mediated by integrin. Bases 1 to 4506 code for a protein of 1501 amino acids. Gene Ontology annotation, cellular component: nucleus. The transcript is spliced from 3 exons. The record is from RefSeq and is a predicted model, not a curated record. Lineage: Eukaryota; Metazoa; Chordata; Mammalia; Macroscelidea; Macroscelididae.
AUGGAUAACCAACAAGAUAAGUCUGUUGUUGCCUCAGCCAGUGGAGAAAACACUCUGAUAAAUGAGGUAGAAGAAAAUGAUCCAGACGAUCAGGAUGUGGCAAUGAAGUCAUUUGCAGCUCUAGAAGCUGCUGAAUCAAUCCAGCCUUUACCAGUGGUACAAAAAGAGAUUCUGAUGUAUCCCAGGAGUCUCUUGUCCCUGCCUUCUAAGAAACCCUGUAUACAGAAUCCUUCUCCUUUGGACUUUAUUGAAUCACCUGACUAUACUGCUGAUAGUGCUUCUGUUAAUGCCAUCUCCCUCACAUCUGGCAUCACAAAGGGUCUGAACACAUGGUCACUUCCCAGUGAAUGUGAGAAAGCACCAUUUGUCAUAACAGAGCCUGCAAGCAUGUCAUCUCUGAAUGGGGAUUGCCUCAUGCAGCCAAGCCGGACUUGCUUGGACUGCUUCAUGGAAUCCAAGGAGUCAGUAGAUCCUGAACCAGGAAAAGUUGAUGACCUAAGUAAGGAUUAUGAAACUUGUGAAGUCUCUGGUAUAGGAAUUCAGUGUAUUAAUGCAGAAGAAGAUACAAAAUAUGGAGAUCAAUUGCUCUCAGACCAGCUUCUAGGCUUCCCCCUACAAAAAUCAAAGGCAGGAGAUAAACAAGAAGCGGAAAAAACUGACAUCAACAUGGAGGAUCCAUCUCAGAAAAAUUAUUUUGAGGCAUUACUUUUGGAUAAGUGCAAUACAGAAGAGGCUUUGCUUGCAAAUUCCAGUCAAGAUUGGGGUUACUUUGAAACUUUCAUUAGUGAGAGUAAAAUUGAACUGCUUGACCUCUGUUCCAAGAAUGAACUAUCUGUCAACCUAUUCUCUGAAGAAGAUGUGGAUAACUACAUGUUUGAUGAUGACGAGUCCACGCUGGAUAGUGAUGUGUGCUCUCUUAAAAUUCGAUAUGAGUCUUUCCAGGACAAUGUUCGAGAUAAGACUACCCUUCUUAUGCAAGAAGAUGCCCAAUUCAACUUUUUCCCCAAUGUGUUUACUACUUGUCCCAAACGAGAGUCUAAGAGUGGAAUUCUGAAGCAGAACAGUGAAUUUUCCCAAUUCAAGGUUCCUGACAUCAUUUGGGGGGAAGAAGAAAAAAGCUUGGAAAAGAAGAAAGGAAAGGAAGGGCAGGAAGACAAAGACAUAAGGAAAAAAGAUAGAAAGGAGAAUGAAGAAAACUCUGCCUUGAAUAAACCAUGCAAUGAGGCUGAGGUAGAGUGGAAAAGUUCAAAGCAAGGUCACCUUGUGAAUUCUUUGGCGGACUCAGUGAAUUUCAGUGAUGAGAGCUCUUUCAUUGAAGUCUCAUAUAAUGCUAUGGGGGAAAUCAAAGAAUACAGUCACUAUAUGGCACGGGAAACUAUUUCCAGUAGCUCCUCCUCCCAACAGAACUAUGGGCUGAGAGCCAAGAGAAAAGUCAGAUAUAGUGAAGAUUAUUUAUAUGAUGUUGACUCACUUGAGAGUGAAAAAAUAAAUGAGAGAAAAGAAUGGUUUCCAGGUGGUUCCAAAGAGGAAGAUGAUGAUGAAUGGUGUCCCAAAAAGAGAAGAAAAGUAACUCGCAAGGAGCCCCCUGUUAUUAUAAAAUAUAUCAUCAUCAAUCGUUUUAAAGGUGAGAAGAACAUGCUGGUGAAGUUAAGUAAGGUGGAUGCCAGUGAAACAACAGUAAACUUGAGUGAGAAUCAACUCAACAAAUAUGCCAGACUGGCCCCCUUGAAAGGCUUCUGGCAAAAGAAGAAGCAGAGAAAUAGCAAUACAGACUCCAUCAAGAUAUCUUUAUGCCAAAAGCAAACCUUUGAACCAGGGAGCUUUGAGUUGUCAUUCUUAUCACCUAUUCGCAAACGAAAAUCUAAACAUGGCAACAGACAUAGGAUUCAAAGAAUUUCAUCCAUGGAAGCUUCAGCAAGUAGUAAGCAGAUUUUAUUUUGCAGUGAUCAGAAGAAAGGUAAUCAUAGAGAAGAUGGAUGCCUGAAAAUUUCAUUGAAGCCUGUAUCUCUGACUACCCCAAGAUGCACAAAUAAAAUUACAAAUCUUGACACAGAAAAAGUCAAAUCUCAAGACACAAAGUUUAAGGGACUAGAGAGGAAAGUUCUCAACAAAAUAAAAUUUAAAAGUGAAGCUAGGUUAAAAUCCAAGAAAAACAAUGGUGAGCAAGAAAGCAAGCCAAUUGCUGAAAUUAGCCCUGUCUUUGAAGAACAAUCCUCCAAGACCAAAGUAAAGAAAGAAGCUGUUCCUGGGAACACAGACAGUACCCAUCUAUCUGAAUUUAUAUCUGAGGUAAAUGUGAAGAAUUCUACAUUCUUAGCAACGACAUGCUCUUCUGAAAUGCCUCUAUCAUCUGCUAAUGUUUCUACCAAAAUACCUGUUAUCCCUGGAGGAUAUCUGCAAACAUUGUUAGAUGCUUCUGACUUGUCAAGUAAUACCAGUAUUUCAUACUUUACUCACCAUUCUGCAGAGCAAAAUGAAGCUAGCUUUACUCAAACAGAAAAAUCAUUUGUACCUCUUCAGCCUACCCAGCACUGUGUACCCUCCACAUCUUCUAAGACUGAGCUGCAGCAGUCACCCCAUAAAUUCAAAAUGGAACCAAGCAACCAUGAGGAUGUGUGGCCUGACAAGGCUACUUCUAGCCCCCAAGAAUUAAUGACUGAAGUCUCAAGGGAGAUAGCUUCAACCCAAUCCAGUGAAUUUGGAGUCUCUCAAGUAGUCCCAACAGAAAAUAGCCUAACAGCUACAACAUAUAAUGCAAUCUGCCUCAAUAGUGGUGGCAAUAGUUGCAAUAAGGUCCUAUAUACCUCCAUGCAAGACACUCAGCUCCAGUCUGAUGGCUCUUAUCAACUAUAUCACCUUAAUAAUGGAGAGAUCUGCUUUCCUUUCCAGCAGGGUACAGUAAAUAUGGAUGACAGUCUUCUCUUCAGCUUUGAUUCAAUGGCCUCACUCACUAUAAACACAAGUAAUUAUUCCUCUUUAAGCUUGGCUUCCUGUGAAAAGGAUGCUGAUGCUGAUAUUAACGAUGACUUCCUGGUUCAUUGCAGCCCCAAGCUGGUGACCCAGCAAAGCACUGAUGAAAUAGCACCAUUAAAGGAGUCUACUGAUCUCUUGGAUAUCUCCAACUUCACUCCUGACAAAUUUCGCCACUCUUCCCUCUCAGAAAUAUCACCACCUGAUACCCCUAGACUUUCCCCUCAAAUAACCAGAUGUGAAAGUAUCAAAACACUAGAAACACUGAAGGAGUUCCAAGAGAGCGUCCCAAGACCAUUAGGUAAAAUGGAAAGAAUCAAGUGGGACUGCAGUACACUUUCACAGCACGUCCAAGUGGAUGAGGAAUUUACCUUAAGUAACCAUCAGUUCCAGUUCCAUAUGUUCAAUGAUGAGGAUUCCAUCAGCUUGCUCCAAAAAAGGCCUCGCCUGUCAACAUUUAAUGAGCCACCUGGUCAAAUUAAUUCCAAUAACAAGGUGUCAAAAUCAAGAAAAAAGAGUUCACCCAAUAAGAGUGGGUCUGUGAAUCAAAACUCUUCUCAGAAAAACACCAGGAAAAAGUCUCCAAAAAGCAACAACAAAGGAACUGAAAAACCACCUGGCAAAACCUCCCAUCAGGUCUCUAAGUCAACAAAAAAGGGAAAAUACAUAACUGCAAUCAAUAGAGAGAAAUUGCAAAUUGGCACUGGCCAUGGAGGAGCCCAAGUCAACAACAUAGCCUCCACUGGAAAGAUACUGGCUGAAUGUGCCCAACAUGGUGGUCCUAUGGCCUCUAUGAAGAUGUCAAGUCAGAAAGGACUUUCUGGAGAUUGGCCUUUGCGAAAAGAAAAUAACUUGGGUUGGAAUGACAUGAGCAUGGGCACCAAUAUCAACAACAGCCUCAUUGAUGAUGACCAACGGGAAUUUCAGGAGCCUUCCUAUAUUUUGUCAAACAUUGCCUCUGGUAUGGCAGAUGUACAGAGAUUCAUGAUGGCCUCGAUAGAACCCAUUUGGGAGCCCAUGGAAAAACAUGGGGACACCAACAUGUUCUACUCCCCGGAGUCCAAUAUGCUAAAAUUAAAAACCCUCAAAAUAUUGGCUGGGACAUCACAGGAAUCCAAGAAAAAGGUCAGCAGUGGGUCCCCAGGAACCACUAAGAAUAACAGGUCAAUUAAAAGUAUGAGCAAAAGCAAUGGGAAACCAUUGUUACAUGAUCCUGGCUGUGCAAACAUACUUAGUUAUAAUGAGGAUUCUCGAUCUGCCUUCUUUGAUAAGAAGUAUAAUAACCUGAGCACGUUAGGCAAUAAUGGACCAACACACAAAAAAUUAUACCGUCAUAAAUCCAGCUCAAAGGUCCUGAGAGAUGAAAAGUGUAAAGGAAAACACGUGGAGCGAGAACAGAUCCACAAGGAUGAGUCUGGGACAACUUCUUUUGAAAAACUGAGGGAUUCCAACUACAAUCUUCUAAAAGCAGAAACAGCAUUUUGGGUUUUACCUGUAUUUGAAGAAGACACUCAACUUUUCCAGAAAGACAUUUGA